Messenger RNA from Psammomys obesus (fat sand rat), 1962 nucleotides. It is a transcript of the gene Gpn1, whose product is annotated as GPN-loop GTPase 1. The transcript is spliced from 14 exons. The record is from RefSeq and is a predicted model, not a curated record. The coding region runs from base 12 to 1133 and encodes 373 amino acids. Lineage: Eukaryota; Metazoa; Chordata; Mammalia; Rodentia; Muridae. Gene Ontology annotation, molecular function: GTPase activity.
GCUAGGGAAAGAUGGCGGCGCCCGCGGCUCCUGGUGAGCCGCAGGCUUCUGGGGCUCCUCAGCUUCCCGUGUGUCUCUUGGUGCUGGGAAUGGCAGGAUCCGGGAAAACUACCUUCGUACAGAGGCUCACAGGACAUCUGCACAACAGAGGCUCUCCACCUUACGUAAUCAACCUGGAUCCAGCUGUGCACGAGGUCCCCUUUCCCGCCAACAUUGAUAUUCGUGAUACAGUGAAGUACAAAGAAGUCAUGAAGCAGUAUGGACUUGGGCCUAAUGGUGGCAUAGUGACCUCACUCAAUCUCUUUGCUACCAGAUUUGAUCAGGUGAUGAAAUUUAUUGAGAAGGCCCAGAAUACAUUCAAAUAUGUCUUGAUUGACACACCCGGACAGAUUGAAGUAUUCACCUGGUCAGCUUCGGGGACAAUCAUCACAGAGGCCCUGGCAUCCUCAUUUCCAACAGUGGUCAUCUAUGUCAUGGACACGUCACGGAGUACUAACCCAGUGACCUUCAUGUCCAAUAUGCUAUAUGCAUGCAGCAUCCUGUACAAAACCAAGCUGCCUUUCAUUGUGGUCAUGAACAAAACUGACAUCAUUGACCACAGCUUUGCAGUGGAGUGGAUGCAGGAUUUCGAGGCUUUCCAGGAUGCCUUGAACCAGGAGACUACCUACGUCAGUAACCUGACCCGUUCCAUGAGCCUGGUGUUAGAUGAAUUUUACAGCUCGCUCAGGGUGGUGGGUGUGUCUGCUGUGGUGGGCACUGGCUUCGAUGAGCUCUGUGUUCAGGUCACCAGUGCUGCCGAAGAGUACGAAAGGGAAUAUCGGCCUGAAUAUGAGCGUCUGAAGAAAUCACUGGCGAGUGCCCAGAGUGAUCAGCAAAAGGAGCAACUGGAGCGCCUUCGGAAGGAUAUGGGCUCUGUAGCCCUGGACACAGGCACUGGCAAAGACAGCGAAUCUCCUAUCCUGGACCCUUCUGAGUUGAUCCUGACUCGAGGAACCUUGGAUGAAGAGGAUGAGGAAGCUGACAGUGACACUGAUGACAUUGACCACAGAGUUACAGAGGAGAGCCGUGAAGAGCCAGCAUUUCAGAACUUCAUGCAGGAGUCAAUGGCACAGCACUGGAAGAGAAGCAAGUAGGUCAGCCUAGUUGCUGCCAGGAGUCUGACAAGCUGGGUGUCCACGCAGAGGACGUCCUUCCUGAGAGGACUGCAGUCAGAGCAGUGUUCUCCAGGAUGGUGACUGCUCUGGGGGAAACUGGACUCAGAUGAAGUCGGGUUAAAGGUGGAGCUGGUGGGUGGGUGCCCAUCCUUGGUUAGCGUCUCCUGAUAUUUGCACAAGGACGUUUUCGAACCACUCUGCAAGCUGACAACUCUUCAUCCUAAAACUUCAAAACAAGUUGCAUUGUUUGAACUUAAGUCCUUUUGCUGCUGCUGAGACACAGAGAACGUCUGUCCUGAAGACAACUUGGAAUCUUGACUAGGCCAGAUUUGUGGACUGAGCCUCUUUAGCACUGUGUGCCUGACUCUGCACCCCAAGUUAAGCAGAGUGGGAGAGGGGGAACAGAGGGGCAGUGCAGUGCCCUUGGCAGCCAGCUGGGAUGUGAGAUGUGCUCAUACGAGGCAGCACAUGAUCAAGAAGCCUGUCUGAAUGGGGACUUAAGAGUUUUUAACUGGUAAACCUGCCAUGAUUUGAUAUUAGAAAGUAUGUGAUCACUGACAGAUUGACUGCCGUGAGUUACGACAGAGCUUUAGAGACAGGCUGGUGGGAGGUAAUGUGUAGCUUAGUUUCCCAUGCUCAUCCACCUAACCAGGGCCAAAACCAUAUCCUAUUUAUAAUGUACUUAGUAGAAAACCUUUUCCGUGAGACAGGAUUUGGUGUGUUGAGUACAUGCAUAGCUCAAAGGGUUUGCCCCAGUUCUCAAGAGUGUAGUCUCUGGGCCAGAAAUAAAAUCAUCAGUUUUUAUUGA